Gossypium raimondii (Peruvian cotton) is the source of this 528-nucleotide messenger RNA. RefSeq lists its product as uncharacterized. The record is from RefSeq and is a predicted model, not a curated record. The transcript is spliced from 2 exons. NCBI's taxonomy places the organism in Eukaryota, Viridiplantae, Streptophyta, Magnoliopsida, Malvales, Malvaceae. The coding region runs from base 1 to 528 and encodes 175 amino acids.
AUGGCUCCGUACGAGGCAUUAUAUGGUUGUAGGUGUCGUACUCCUACCUGUUGGGCUGAGUUGGACGAGCGACGAGUUCUGGGGUCAAAGUUGGUUUCUGUUACUAAAGAGAAGAUAAAACUGAUUCGAGACCGAUUGAAGGAAGCAUCUGAUAGGCAGAAGUCUUACACAGAUCUUAAACGCGAGAGAUUUAGUAUUCUGUGGGGGACUACAUUUUUCUUAAGGAUCAUUGAGCCUUGCCGUAUACUGAAGCGUGUGGGACCGGUCGCCUAUCAACUUGAGUUACGUCCAGAAUUAGACUGGAUUCACGAUGUGUUUUACGUCUCCAUGCUGAGGCGUUAUCGCUUUGAUCCUACACACAUAGUGUCAGUCGAGGAGAUCGAGGUUAGGCCAGAUCUAACCUUCGAGGAGGGGCCAGUACAGAGAUUGGACCAUGAGGUUAAAGUACUGAGGAAGAAAUCUAUUCCAUUAGUCAAAGUGCUUUGGUAUAAUCACAGUUCAGAAGAGGCUACGUGGGAACUUGAAUAG